Molecule: messenger RNA, 4182 nt
Organism: Erinaceus europaeus (western European hedgehog)
Lineage: Eukaryota; Metazoa; Chordata; Mammalia; Eulipotyphla; Erinaceidae
Gene: MOV10L1
Product: Mov10 like RNA helicase 1
Exons: 26
Coding region: 88-3645 (1185 amino acids)
Molecular function (GO): helicase activity
Source: RefSeq, a predicted model, not a curated record
CAGGCGGAGUGAUCCCAUUGGCCAGAGGGGUGGAAACUGUGAGAAGCCAGUCUGUGCUUCAGGCUGCUCAAGCGAGACAGUGCCGCCAUGCUACGCCUCGCAGCCAAGCUGGUGUCCUUCUUCUGGAGGAAGGCGGAGAACCUGGACGAGGAUGCCGCGCCACCAGGCUUGGAGUUCAUGGAAGGUGAUAGCAAGCUGAGGACUGUCCAGGGCGUCGUGACAAGGUACUGCAGUGAUUAUGGCAUGAUUGAUGACUUGAUCUACUUCUCCAAUGAGGUUGUGACUGGCAAAGUGCUUCUGAACGUUGGACAGGAAGUCAUUGCAGUUGUGGAAGAAAACAAAGUGUCCAAGGGACUGAAAGCAAUCAGGGUGGAGGCUGUCUCUGAUAAAUGGGAGGAUGACAGUAAAAACCAUGGCAAGGGACUUUCAGACUCCAGACCCCGAGUGUUGAUUGGCUGUGUGACAUCAUUGGUGGAAGGUGCUGGCUACAUUAGUCAGAGCACAUACUUCUCUCUAGAGAGUGUUUGUGAAGGUUUCAAGCCCUGCAAAGGAGACUGGGUGGAGGCUGAGUACUGGAUCCGGCCGGGUACAUGGAGCAGCGAGGCUGUGUCAGUGAAGCCACUCAGAUACAAGCGUGUGGACAAGGUCUGCAUUUCCAGCCUCUGUGGCAGAAAUGGGGUGCUGGACGAAAGCAUCUUUUUCACCUUGGACUCCCUGAAGCUCCCUGAAGGAUACGUGCCCCGGAGAGCUGACAUGGUCAGCGCAGUGGUGGUGGAGAGCAGCCAGUCCUGCUACAUGUGGAGAGCACUGUGUAUGACCCCACUGAGUAGGCGUGACGACUCUGCUGUUGGAGAGACUAUUGAUGAGGCCUAUGGAGCUCUUUUACUAAAAAACAAAGGUGAUAUAGAAGUCACAAGGAUGACAAAUUUUGGAACACUUAAAGAAGGAGGCAGUAAAAAGAUGGUCAUCUGGAUAGAGAAUAAGGGAAACAUUCCUCAAAAUUUAAUCAGCUGCAAACUAGCUGGUUGGGAUAAAGCUAAACAGUUCAGAUUUCAAAUGCUGGAUAAAAACCAGACAGGCCCACUGGCACCUCUUUCUAUUCCUGAGACCGAGAAGACUCUUUCAAAUGAAAAUGUUAAUUCAUUAAAUAGCUGCAAAGAAAGCAAAAUCUCCCAGACAUUGGGGAGCAGCUCAGAGACCAUCCCAGAAGUAUCUCCAAGUAGACAAGCUAGAGUGGAAGAUGACUCUGCACGUAAAGGAGAGAAUGAAGAAGAGACAGACACAGCAAAGCAGCAGGUGACCGAGGCUGAUCCGGGGGGGCUCAUCCCUCCAGGUGGAAAAACCUUGGCUGUGGUUAUAUGUGAUGCAAAGAAUUCUGGUCGAUGCAAGGAGCUCCUCCUGCUCUGCUUUUCCAACUUCGUCAUUGGGCGAUUCCUUGAAGUGAAUGUUGUCAGUGGGGAGGAGGCACUAAUAGCGGUUCGAGAACCAUUUUCCUGGAAGAAAUCUAAAAGUAUCCAACCAUUACCUGCCACAAAAACAACUGUUGUUGUGACCACACAGAAGAGGAAUUCAAGACGACAACUUCCAAGUUUCCUUCCACAGUAUCCAAUACCAGAUAGACUCAAGAAGUGUGUGGAACAAAAAAUUGACAUUCUAACUUUCCAGCCAUUACUUGCAGAGCUUUUGAAUAUGACCAACUAUAAAGAGAAGUUUUCUACUUUGCUGUGGCUUGAGGAAAUUCAUGCAGAAAUUGAACUGAAGGAAUAUAACAUGAGCGGUGUGAUCUUGAAGAGAAAUGGUGAUUUACUGGUUCUGGAGGUUCCAGGAUUAGCUGAAAGUAGACCUUCUCUGUAUGCAGGUGAUAAACUGAUUUUGAAAACUCAGGAGUACAAUGGACACGUCAUCGAGUACAUUGGCUAUGUGAUUGAGAUUCAUGACGAAGAUGUAACUCUCAAAGUUAAUCCAGACUUUGAACGAGCUUAUAACUUUGAACCUAUGGAUGUGGAAUUCACAUAUAAUAGGACUACAAGCAGACGGUGUCACUUUGCACUUGAACAGGUCAUCCACUUAGGUGUAAAAGUGUUAUUCCCAGAAGAAGUUAUUUUACAGUCUCCUCAAGUGACUGGGAAUUGGAACCUCAUCCAGGACACCAAAAGCAGUGGACAGUCCAUCACCAAGAACAGGAAAGUUGUGAAGGACCAGACUAAGCCUACAGCAAAGGAGAAGCAGCCGGCUACCCAGGACGCUUCCAGUUUAAGUAAUCUGGUCCAUGAAGUUCAGAUCCCAAAAGCCAAAGACAAGGAAUUCUUCAAUCCAGUGCUCAAUGAGCACCAGAAGUUAGCAGUUAGAAGAAUUCUGAGUGGUGACUGCCGCCCACUUCCAUAUAUUCUUUUUGGGCCUCCGGGGACAGGGAAGACGGUGACCAUCAUAGAGGCUGUGUUACAGGUACACUCGGCUCUGCCAGACAGUCGGGUUCUAGUCUGUGCACCAUCCAACAGCGCAGCGGACCUCGUGUGUUUACGGCUGCAUGAAAGCCAGGUGUUGAGACCAGGUUCCAUGGUUCGCGUAAAUGCCACCUGUAGGUUUGAGGAGACAAUCAUUGAAGCCAUCAAACCUUAUUGCAAGGAUGGAGAAGACAUCUGGAAAGCCUCACGUUUCCGGAUCAUCAUUACAACAUGCAGCAGUGCAGGACUCUUUUACCAGAUCGGCGUGAGGGUUGGGCACUUCACACAUGUGUUUGUGGAUGAAGCAGGACAGGCAAGUGAACCAGAGUGCCUCAUUCCCCUGGGACUGAUUUCAGAUGUCAGUGGUCAGAUUGUUCUUGCUGGAGACCCUAUGCAGCUCGGCCCUGUCAUUAAGUCUAGACUCGCCAUGGCCUAUGGGCUGAACGUCUCAAUGUUGGAAAGACUGAUGUCUCGGCCAGCCUAUCUGAGGGAUGAGAAUGCUUUUGGUGCCUGUGGUGCCUACAACCCCUUGCUGGUGACAAAACUAGUGAAGAACUACAGGUCCCACUCAGUUCUGUUGGCAUUGCCCUCACGGCUCUUCUACCAUCGUGAGCUACAAGUCUGUGCAGACCCCACUGUGGUGUCCUCUCUGCUGGGCUGGGAGAAGUUACCAAAGAAGGGCUUCCCCCUUGUCUUCCAUGGUGUCAGGGGCAACGAAGCCCGGGAGGGGAGAAGCCCAUCUUGGUUCAAUGCCGCGGAAGCUGUCCAAGUCAUGCGCUACUGCUGCCUCCUGGCCAGGAGUCUCUCCAGUCAGGUUUCAGUCAGUGACAUCGGUGUGAUCACACCUUACCGGAAGCAGGUGGAAAAGAUUAAAAUUCUUUUGAGAAACAUUGAUUUGAUGGAUAUAAAGGUUGGAUCUGUGGAGGAGUUUCAAGGGCAAGAAUAUCUGGUUAUCAUCAUCUCAACUGUACGGUCAAAUGAAGAUAGAUUUGAAGAUGAUAGAUAUUUCUUGGGUUUUCUGUCCAACUCAAAAAGAUUCAAUGUUGCCAUCACCCGACCCAAAGCCUUACUGAUUGUGCUGGGGAACCCCCAUGUUCUUGUCAGAGACCCCUGCUUCGGAGCUUUGCUGGAAUACAGCAUCGCGAAUGGUGUUUACAUAGGGUGCGACCUGCCUCUGGAACUGCAGUCCCUGCAGAAGUGAGCACCUCUUCCUUCUUGUUCAAGGAUAGGACCCAGCCCGCACCUCCCCUGCUGACCUGACUCCACUUCCUCCCCUUCCACUCUUGUGUUGUGGGAAGGAGUGUGGUUCUACCCAUCCUGAGAUGUAGAACAUCUCAGGCUAGGCUCCCUUUUGUAUGCUGAUAUACAUAGGUAAAUGUAAAUGCCCAGUGUAAACCCACACGGGGAAGAGAGGAAAUCGCCUGGACCCUGUGGUCGUCCCAUGUACCUGAGGGGAGAUUGGGCAACCUGACUGGCUGUCCCAUAGUCUCCCCAUCACAGCUGUGACUAGCCCUGGGCUUUCUCCCUCUCUGCCCAGGAGGGGUCAGAGAGGACGACUUCCAGAGCCCCUGUUGAGGGUGGUGUGGGGUGCUUCUGUGAACUGUGCUCCCUGCCUUGUCUCAGCCUUGGUAGAGAGCAAACUGUAGCCUACUCUCUGUCACUGCUCUGUGUGUACCAUCCCUCCCUGCCCCUGGGCAGUUCCUGCAACCCACUGCUCAAAUAAACACUCUGAGCAGGA